This is a messenger RNA of Manduca sexta (tobacco hornworm), 3407 nucleotides long. RefSeq names its product eukaryotic translation initiation factor 3 subunit J. Gene Ontology annotation, molecular function: translation initiation factor activity. The record is from RefSeq and is a predicted model, not a curated record. NCBI's taxonomy places the organism in Eukaryota, Metazoa, Arthropoda, Insecta, Lepidoptera, Sphingidae. Gene Ontology annotation, cellular component: eukaryotic translation initiation factor 3 complex; cytoplasm.
GGCCGGCGGCCAUAUUGAAAAUUAUUAGUGACUCGAAAAUUAUCGUCUGCAAUGGAGUCAUAUUUUCGCUUAUCAAAUUUUGAUCAUAUUUUCGUUGGGGAUUCGCCAAAAUUAUGUCAUUUGUUCGUCGUUUCUCAAUCCGGUCGUGGUCAUUGCAGAAAAGCCUCUGUCGUUUGACAAAAUUCGCUUGAGUACAUUGUUGUCGUAACAUUCGACGACCCUGGAGACAUCUUGUGAUAAAAAACCACCGUUGCACUAAGUCGGCCCGCUCGCUGAUUUCGUAUUCACGUGAAAAGUUAACAAAAUUAGAUUGGUGCUAUUUGUGCGUACGUAAACAUGGAUGUGUCGUGGGAUGCGGAUAAUUUCGAGCCGAAACUGCCGACCACGUUGACAAGUUCGAAUAAAUGGGAAGGCGAGGACGAGGAAGACAACGUCAAGGAGAGUUGGGAGGACGAGGAAGAGGAAAAGAAAGAUGAGGAGAAAACAGAACAGCCCGCGCCUCCGCCGAAGCCGAAGAAGAAAAUACACGACAAAAUAGCCGAAAGAGAGCGGCAAGAGCGCGAACGGGCGGAGCGCGUCUCAGUAGAGAAGAUUGAGGAAAUGACCCCUGAACAAAAAUUGGCUGAGAAGCUCCGUCAGCAGCAACUACAGGAGGAGUCGGACUUAAAACUAGCCAUGGAAACUUUUGGCAUUACAGAAGGCAUGACUGGCAAAUUGGACACCUUUCAUCCAACCACAAAGGCAGAGUUCACAGAAUUUGCUGACCUUCUCAGCAAAAAGAUAAAUUUAUAUAAAGCUAAGGAGGAGUUCCCUGGAUUCCGUGGAAGGCUAGUGAAAAGUAUUGUUGUUCAAAUGGCGUCGGCAGACAUCAGAAGGAUAAAGCUGACAGUAGACAACCUUUACAUUGAGAAACAGAAAGCUGAGAAGAACGACAAGGCAAAGAAACCCACCAAGGGCAAGGGCAAAGCAAAGUUAAAAGUUGAAGGUGACAAUGCUCAUCUAAGUCAGUACGAGUCGUACGGUAACUUUGACGACGAAUACGACGACUUCAUGUAAAUAUUGCGACGAAACGGUCACGCACGUCGGUGUCUGGUGUGAAUAUAACGUGGAGCGGUAGGGUUGUCCCUUGUGCUAGUGUUGUGAAAAUAUUAAAAAAAAACAUCGAUUUUGCUAUUUGAAUUUUAUAAAGAAUAGAAAAAAGGAUUAGCAGUUUGUUUUUUUUUUAUUUAACGUAGAUUUUUUCCGGUAUUAUGCAUUUUGUGAAAAAUCCUUUUGUAUGAGUAUUCAGCAUAUCAAUAUAACUCGACACUCUAAAUAGUAUAAUUAAUUUCAAUAUUAGCAAUGAAAUAUUUUUACAAUAUUUUCACAGGGACAACACUACCGCAACUCCUUACACCAUCGUCAAAUAGUAAUAUUAUUUAUACAAAUAAUAUUAUAAUACAUGUUAUUUAUUUUAAAAGACUUGACCAAUUGUAAUAGUUCAGUUAUACUACGGCGAUGGUGUAAAAGGAGGUAUCCGAAAAAAGAAGCUUGCAAUAUAAUUAAGAUAUUGACUGAUGUCAUUAGAGUUAAUUUCAAUAAAUUUGUUUUUUUUUUGCUUUUUUUGUAUACAGAAUGUCUUCCAUGGAAAUAAAAUUACAUUGCCAAAAUUUUGAGUUCAUAUUAUUUUGCAAGCUUCGUUUUUUUCCACAGUACUAGAAUAAAUGCUUUUUUAUUAUAAUCGUAAUGCAAAUGACAGUUAUUUUAACCAUAAAAUAGAAAAAAAAAAUGCAAAACUCGAAUCUUUUAUAUGAGUGAUGGUUUUUUUGUUAUGUUUAAAUUAUUAUUGUUACAAGUACUGAAACGUGUGUUCAAACAAUUACAAGAAAUUGUUGAAUUAAAUACUUUUAUUUAAUAUCGCAUCACGAAGAUAUGACAUGCCCAGAUAUGGUCAUUCAUCACAACAAUCUGCACUUAUUAUAGCACUCUGUUUCUCAAAACGAAUUGAAAUUCUCUAUACAAGUCUAGCCCUAUUUUCAAGAUGAAUUUUAUAGGCUUAUCAGUGAUGUUAUAUUAUGGCGUAUUGAUAUGCGCUUGCGCAUGUAUGGUCGUACUAAAUUUGCGUUGUACUCUGCUUCGUUGAAUAUACGUAAGCAUUGUUAACGAAACUGAUCUAUGAUAUAAAGUACCAAUGGCUUGUCAAGGCAGAUAUUACUAUCAUUCGUCGUUCAUAUAUCGAGUACUAUAUGCCUAUUUUAUUACCUGUCAAAUACGAAACAUCUUUUGUUAAUGAUUGAUCGUAUACCACUAACCGAGCAACAAAAGUAAACUCUAUGGACGAUUUCUAUAAAAACUGAUUUACUUUACCUUUCAACUUCGAACUGGAAUAUCGGUCGAAAACUUUCCAGAUGUCUAUAUUUUUGUGUCUAGUCUUACCAGUAGCUUCCUGGAAUCCUGUGGGUUCCUUGGUCAGUGUUUGUGUAUAUAAAUGGACUAACAUUUAACACCAUUAUCACUCACGGGGUAAUUUCAUUACUAAUUUUAUCGAUGUUCAUGUAUUUGUCGAUAAUUAGUGACGUCGCACGAUAAUUUCAUUUAUAACUCGUAUAGCACUUGUACGGAAGAUAAUUUUUAGUUACGUAAAACUACUGCGUUUUUUAAAUAUAUUUUUUUGUGCUGUCGAUAUUCGUCUAAAUUUGUCGUUUGAAAGUAAGACUGUAAUUAGUUGACUCGUUCAUCGAUUAUCGAUAAAAAAUAUAUAUUUUCAUUAAUUUUAAAAUCUAACCCACGCAAAUUUGUCUAUGAAUAUCUUUAGUUUUAAAAACGCAGAGCAUCGUUUGAAUUAUUAUAUACGCUUGCUUAAACGUUAAAUAACCAGGCACCGAACGCCAUAGCAUUACCAUAAACUUGCCCAUCGGCAAUGAAAUGGCAAUGCUAUGUUUUAAAUUGUCUAUGAUUUGGCGACUUCUAGUGAAAUUCAGUUUUUGGAAUUUAGACUUUGAUUACCUGAUGUUAUAGUCUCUUUUUGUUUUGUAUCUGCUAUUAUUACUCGACAUUGGCAAAAUAUGGGUAAAAGCCAUAAUAUAAAAGUUUUUUUUUUAAUAAAAACUAUGCUAUGGUACUUAAGAUACAUCGUAUCAUCUAUAUCGAUAAUUUUGUGGUGAUAAAGUUAAUCGAAGCUAUUCCAAUACAAUGUAAUUGAAUGGCAACUUAGAAUUAUCUACGAAAGACCAAAACAGAAAUUCAUAAGCUUUAUAUUUAUAAUAAGAGUGUUUAUUUCUUUUAUCUCACGACAGAUUUUGCUAGACUCGCCGAAUCUAGAAUGCCAUGUAUUAUAUACACAUUAUACAGUGUAUAAUAAAGAGGAUUCAUAACGGUUACGGUCGGAUAUGUUAUGUUAUAUAGAUAAUAAAUUUUUUAUUGUGAUA